AUGGAACUCAUUGAUCAACUAGAACAAAUUGUUGAACGAAUUGAUAAUAUUCCGGGAGAUAUUGAUGAAAUGGAUCUGGCCCUCUUGGCCUUUCUGUUUCUGUUUGAUGACGAGGAAAACGAGGAACAAGAAGAAUUUGUGUGGACAAAGAUUACUGUAAACCUCGACGAAUACCGUUACAUGGCGGAUGUGUCAUUCAGGCUGCACUUCAGGAUGUCGCGAGUGGUGUUUGAAGAGCUUGCGUUACAAGUGGGUCCACAUCUGCGCUCAAACAAGAGUGUGGGGCAUAUUCUCAUGAUGUCAUUGUGGAUCCUGGCCACUCCUGACUCCUUUCGGAGUGUCGCUUUACGGUUUGGUGUGUCUCCUGGAGUACUUCAUUAUAUAUACAGAAAAGUAUUACAGGUUCUUUGCGAUCUCGCCCCAAGCUAUGUUCAGUGGCCAACUGCGAGAGAAAGAACAGAAAUUGAGGAAAGAUUCAGAAUAGCGUGUCAUCUACCUGGAGUUGUUGGUGCUGUUGAUGGCACGCACAUUUACACAAUUCGACCAGGAGAGAAUCCAACAAGGUUGGUUAAUCGAUUCGGCACCUUCUCUAUUGCACUGCAAGGUGUAUGUGAUGACACACUGCUGUUCAGAGAUAUUUACGUUGGCGAAUCUGGAAAACAGCAUGACUCCAGGGUAUUUCGUAGGAGCCCACUUUCAGCUCUUCUGUUAGAGGAUGCAAACAACACAUAUCUCUCACCAGAUCAAUAUAUACUUGGGGAUGGUGCUUAUAUCCUAACUGAUCAGGUACUAAAGCCUUUCCGAAAUGACGGGAACUUAAGUGAUGUUCAGCGCUGGUUCAAUGUAUGUUUAGCAAGUGGAAGGGUUGUAAUUGAGCAGGCAUUUGGUCUCCUCAAAGGCAAAUGGCGUCGACUAAAGUACCUGCAUGUCCACUCAGAGGAGGACAUUGUGAAUCAUGUUGUUGCAUGUGUCAUGUUACAUAAUUUUCUCCUCUGUCAAGGAGAGCCAAUCGAUGAAGGUUUGAUCAACAACAUCCAUCCUCGAGUUGAGCAGCAGGUGCAAGAUCCUCUGGACCCUGAAGAGGAGCAUAUUAAUGUAGACAUUGAGCCAGAUCACCCUCUUCUUCAUGCUGCUAUGGCUCGAGGUGUGGAACUGAGGCAUCAUAUGGCCCAGCUUGUCUUCAAUGAAAAUUGA
Molecule: messenger RNA, 1194 nt
Organism: Thrips palmi
Lineage: Eukaryota; Metazoa; Arthropoda; Insecta; Thysanoptera; Thripidae
Product: protein ANTAGONIST OF LIKE HETEROCHROMATIN PROTEIN 1-like
Exons: 5
Coding region: 1-1194 (397 amino acids)
Source: RefSeq, a predicted model, not a curated record